AUGGCGAUUCUUGCCGCGGUAGCCCACCCGAAGCCGUUGGAAUUAAGAACUCCGGUUAACGCCUCCAACGCCCAAACCUCCUUAACUCUUAUAUAUCAAAAUAACCUCAACCUAUCGGAUGAUAAGAAUCACGUCGGAGCACUUAUUCUCGGCGAAGUACCACGGGCCAGCGCCUCAGCAGCAUGCGCUGCAUUGAACGAGAAACUGUUAUCCAAGUCCAUACUUCAGAAAUAUAAGUCGGACUUCAUUCGAGCGCUUUCGUACCAGGACUAUUCAGAAUAUUCUAAUGCGGCCGAUGGUUACUAUAUUGAGAAUGGUACCGUCAUUGUUGAGGACCAGCUUGUAUUCCCCUCUAGCCAAUCCUCCCGGCGAACUCUUCCAGUCUUAUGUACGCAAUCUGCAAAUAACGGUUCUUCGAGCGCCACAGCAGUGGAUGGAAGCGAAGUCGUCGUCGUAUCAGGAGGGAAUACCUUCGUGGGAUUCCGCAAUCAGAAGUCUUUCCGGUUCUUGGGCAUUCCGUACGCUGACCCCCCUCAGCGAUGGAAGUAUUCUUCCAUGUACUCCAAGAAGGGACAGACCAUCCAAGCUACGGCUUACGGCUCGCAAUGCGCUCAAGGUGGUUCUGGCAGUGAAGACUGCCUUUUCAUCAAUAUUGAAACUCCAUAUAUGCCGAAAGCAGGAUCUAAACAAAACCUGCGGCCUGUGUUAUUCUGGAUCCAUGGUGGCGGCUUCACGGGCGGUAGUGGAGCAGACCCUCUUUCCUCAGGGGGUAAUCUUGCCAGCAGGGAGGACAUUGUAGUUGUGAACAUCAACUACCGCCUUUCUACACUCGGAUUUCUCGCUAUCCCGGGUACAAACAUCACUGGGAAUUACGGCAUCGCUGAUCAGAUCGUUGCCCUCGACUGGGCCAUUGCGAACAUCGCAUCUUUUGGUGGUGAUCCGAAACAAAUUACCAUUAUUGGAGAGUCUGCUGGCGCUGGUUCUGUCCGCACACUCCUUGGAUCCCCCCAGGCGAUUGGAAAGUAUCAAGGAGCUGUUGCAAUGUCGAAUCUGGGAGGAGGCGUUACCCUUGGGCUGAGUGGAGAUUAUGGGACCACUUACUCGAGUUACUAUACCAUUGAGCAGUCAUAUGCUGUUGCCGGAUCGAAGAUAUUCUCGGCAGCGGGUUGCAACAGCGGCCAAGUGACCAGCCAAAUCUCCUGCCUUGAACAAAUCCCGGCCCUGAAGCUAGUCAGUUUACCUACAGUAGCCAGAUACGUUGUCCAAGAUGGCAAAUAUGUUAACACGCCGAAUCUAAUACUCUCCACCCGUAACGCAAACACCGCUCACAUCCCCGUCAUGUUCGGAGUCACCCGCGACGACGGCGCUUCUUUCUCUACCUACCCUAAAACACCGAUCUCGAAUCACACUCAAGGCCUUCAAGUCUCUCUCGGCAUCAACUCAACCUGGGCACAAAAGAUCGUUGACUCAAAGCUCUUCCCCUACUACGAUACCGGAAACCUCACUCUCGAUUCCUUCAACGUCUCGCAACGUAUCGCCACAGAUAAAACAUUUCGCUGCAUCGACCAAGCUACUGUCUACGCCGGCGCUAUAUCCGGGGCCUUCGAGAAAGCCUUCUACUAUCAAUUUGAGCGCACAAUCAAUGGGUACGACCCCAACAACCUCAGUGGCCCCAAAGACAACAACCCAAACAACCCCUACUUCCGCUUUCACGGCGCAGACAUGCCCUGGGUCUUCGGCACUCUGUCCACCAUCCGCGACCCUAACGAUUUAUACUCCGUUCAGCUUGUGUCGGGGUAUUUUGCAAGCUUCGUUAAAACUCAGACACCAAAUCCAGAUCCCGAGUAUUUGAGAGUGAGAGGGUAUGAUAAGACAAUCGAAGGGGUGAGGAGAACAGGGCCAUGGGAGCAAGUUAGUGGGCCGAGAGGACCGAUUAGGUUUUUAGAUUUUCCGGGUAGAAAGGAGGGGUUUGUGGAUGUGGAUCAGUGUGCUUGGUUGGGGUAUGGGUUGGAUUAUUAUCUUAAAGGAGGCAAGUAG
Lindgomyces ingoldianus is the source of this 2037-nucleotide messenger RNA. RefSeq names its product alpha/beta-hydrolase. Lineage: Eukaryota; Fungi; Ascomycota; Dothideomycetes; Pleosporales; Lindgomycetaceae. Bases 1 to 2037 code for a protein of 678 amino acids. The transcript has 2 exons. The record is from RefSeq and is a predicted model, not a curated record.